AUGGGCGAGUAUGCUUUCUUCCUCGAGCAAGUCCUUCACGACCCAGACGCCGCUGAGUCCAUGUACAAGCGAUCGAUCAACCAAGAUUCACAGAACUCGGGGGUGCUUGCCCGGUAUGCAGAGUUCUUGAGCAGUGUGAGGCAAGACAUGGAAAGCGCGUCCGAGGUCUACCGUCGUUGUCACUUCGCUGACCCUCAGAACGUGGUUGGGCUCCUUGGCUUGGCCUCGGCCCUGCUGCAGGUGCAGGACAGCGAUGGAGCGGAGGAGCUGUAUCUCAAGGCAAUCAGCUUGUACCCUUCCGAUGCCGUCGUCUUGGGCAGUUACGCUGAGUUCCUGUCCAACGUUGGCGGUGAUCGCAGUCAGUCGGGAGAGUACUACAGGCGAGCCAUCGAGGCUGACCCGCACGAUGCGACGAAUCUCAGCAACUACGCGAUUUACCUCAUGGACGGCGACGAAAACUCGCAAGAAAAUGCGGAGAAGUACCUGAAGAUGGCGGUGGAGGCGGACAGUUCAAACGCGAGGAUCCUCGGCCGGUAUGCCGUCUACCUCGAACGAGUACGACAGAAUAUGGAUGCAGCGGAGGAGUACUACAAGCUCUCGGUGGGAGUUCAAGGCAGCAGCGGCCUCAACCUUGCCUACUUCGCCUCCUUCCUCUCCAACGUCCGGGGUGACAAGGACAGGGCGCUCGAGCUACUCGAGCUCGCGGUCAGCAACGAGCCUGAGAACCCGAUCGUGCUCUCCAUGCGAGCAGAUUUUGCGGAGAACGUGCAGAGAGACAUGAAGGAGGCGGAGAAGUUCUACAAGCGAGCCCUCGCCCUCGCUCCUGAUAGCGCCGACGUGCUGGGGGCUUAUGCGAACUUUCUGGCGCACUCGCAGCAGGACUUGGAGGCAGCGGAGGAGAUUUACUGCAGGGCCAUCGACGCGGACGGGACGAGGGCGGAGAACCUUGGGGGGUACGCGAACCUGCUGAUGAGCCUCUGCAGGCAGGGAGAGGACAUGGCGCCAUUCAUCGAACGUGCUGACAACCUCUACCGCCGAGCGGUCGACUGCGCCCCUGCUGAUGCUGGGCUGAUCGCCAACUUUGCGGUGUUUCUGGGGUACGUGCGAUGUGACUACGAAGAGGCAGAGAAGAUGUUCGAGCGAUCGCUGGAGCUCUGCCCCGAGGACGUUGACUUCCUCCUCAACUUCGCGCAUUUCAUGGAGACUUGCAAGAAGGACGACGACAAGGCUGAACGCUUGUUCACCAGGGCACUGGCAGCCUGCCAGCACAAAGACGCUCGCGUGCUCGCAAGCUUCGCGCUCUUCCGCUCGCGCACUCGUGAGGAUGCGAUCGAUGACAACCGUCUCCUCUUCGAGCAGGCCGUUGCUGCAGAUCCAACUAACGGGCCCCACCUGGCCGCCUUCGCUCUCUACCUGUCCUCCGUCCUAGACGAGCACGAGCAGGCCGAUGCACUCUUCCGUCGCGCAAUCCAGCAGGACCCCAGGAACGGUGACAUCCUCGGCUCGUAUGCGUCGUUUGUUGCUGAGGUGCAGCACGACAACGACUCGGCGGAGGUCUACUACAAGCGAGCGAUCGAGGCGGAUCCCUUCAACGCCGUCACCCUCGGCAAGUUCGCCUACUUCCUUCACUCGGUGCGAGGCGACCACGUCAUGGCGGACGCGCACUUCCAGCGGGCGGUGCAGUGCGGCAACAACGCGGACAUCCUAGGGAACUACGCAUCCUUCCUCGAGACUGAGAAGGAGGAUCAUCAGCUAGCCGAGCACUACUACAAGCUGGCGAUCCAGGUGGACCCGCGUCACGCCUACAACCUCUCGAGCUACGCGCGUUUCCUCGCCUACAACCAGCACGACCAUGACGGCGCGAACCAGAACUUCCUGCGAGCCAUCGAGGCGGACCCGUCGGACUCGGCGGUGAUCGACUUUUACGUGGACUUCCUUCAGAGCAUCCGAGACUCGGACCCCAACGUCCAUGGCUACUUCAAGUCCGCCCUCUCCCUCCUCCCCCAGUGCUCUCAAGUCCUCCAGGCCUACGGCGAAUACCUGGAGCAGGUCCUCAACGACGCAGAGCAAGCGCAGAGAUACUACAAGCUAGCAUCUGAAAUCGUGAUUCUCUGA
This is a messenger RNA of Guillardia theta CCMP2712, 2115 nucleotides long. RefSeq lists its product as hypothetical. Lineage: Eukaryota; Cryptophyceae; Pyrenomonadales; Geminigeraceae. The record is from RefSeq and is a predicted model, not a curated record. The transcript is spliced from 5 exons. Gene Ontology annotation, biological process: RNA processing. Bases 1 to 2115 code for a protein of 704 amino acids. Gene Ontology annotation, molecular function: protein binding.